Messenger RNA from Ogataea philodendri, 831 nucleotides. RefSeq lists its product as uncharacterized. The coding region runs from base 1 to 831 and encodes 276 amino acids. Lineage: Eukaryota; Fungi; Ascomycota; Pichiomycetes; Pichiales; Pichiaceae. The transcript has 4 exons. The record is from RefSeq and is a predicted model, not a curated record.
AUGUACAAAGUCGAGUUCACGAUAUCCAGUCCGGUGAUGUUGGCGUUCUCUGUAAGGUUGCUUCCAAUCAUGUCAAUUGAAGAGUCUCCAAACGGACCUUUAGAUCCAGGAUGGUACUCAAAGAGGCCAUUAAGUUUCACUUUGUUGAUUCCAAAGCCACGCGAAGUAGCUUCCGGUAGAAGAACAUGUAGGUUCGUUCAAGCUGUUAUUGGCGUAGAUGGUGGUUCCGUAUUGGAAAAGCUCCAAACCAGCGAGUCCUGCUUGAUUACCGUAAUUGUCCAGCACUUGAACAGAGAUCUGAUCAACCUGGAUCCCAUUAACAAACACAAAUUCCUGGUAGUUCGCGCCGAAUCCUACCCAUCCAGCAGAUACAUUGCUCUCUGUGGUCUCGUUUCAAGACUCUGCGGGUCGAUAUACGACAAGUUCAUGAUUCCGUUUGCCGGACUCGUUGUGAUUCUGAAUAAACUGACUCCGUCGUCGCCCGGCAAGUUGUACAGUCUUAUCUUUGAUGGUUGCACAGAAUUUGGUAGCUCGGCCGACCAGGUAUCGUGUUUCUGCGCGAGCCAUUCGCUGGACUCGGACGGACAGACUAUGCUAUUUGGGUCUGAGUCUGAAGAGCUUGAGAUCUGCGCGUAUUUCAAGCUGAUCAAUUGGUCAGGGUCCACUAUAGUGGAGUUUGUGCUAUUGGUACUGAGUAAGCGAGAGUUUCCAAUGGAAUCGAACUGUCCACCAAAGAUGAUGCUGUUGUUGUUGCUAUGUAUUAUGCUGUUGACUGUUCCGUUGAGUCCUUCAAAGGGAGUGUUUGAUAAUGUGUUGUUCGACCGGUUGUAG